GCUUAAUUUCAUUUUACAAAUUUUACUCUCUCUAAAACCGGCCUCCAUUUCUCUCGCAUUUUCUACCCACCAUGACGUCCAAGGAUUGCGGCAACCACGGCAAAGGCCGCCAGAAGCUCCUCGGAAGAAUCAUCGGUUGCCUUCUAGUUUUUCUCGUCAUCGUUCUCAUCACAAUCCUCAUCAUUUGGGCAGUCCUGCGCCCCACCAAACCCCGCUUCAUCCUCCAAGACACCACCGUCUACGGUUUCAAUACCUCCACCCCGAAUUUCCUCACCUCCAAUUUCCAAGUCACCGUUUCUUCCCGAAACCCAAAUGACCGAAUCGGGAUCUACUACGACAGGCUCGUCACCUACGCCACUUACAGGAACCAACAGAUCACUCUUCGGACAGCACUCCCUCCGACGUACCAGGGUCAUAAGGAGAUCAACGUUUGGUCUCCUUUCAUAUACGGGAACAUGGUCCCUAUAGCUCCGGAUUUUUCAGCCGCUCUGAAAACCGAACAAGCCGUCGGGUCGGUUUUCAUGGUGAUCAAGAUUGAUGGACGGGUGAGAUGGAAAGUUGGGUCCUUUAUUUCCGGAAGGUAUCAUCUUCACGUUAGGUGUCCCGCUUAUAUCACUUUCGGUAGCAGAAGUAAUGGAGUCUCCGUCGGAGAAAACGCCAUCAAGUAUCAGCUCGUGACCCGAUGCAGCGUUAGUGUCUGAAGACUAAUCAAGAAGACGAAGAAAGAAGAGGAAGCAACUAACGCCGUCAAAUAUAUCGUUUGUUUAUCUCUUUAUCUUAAAUCUCUCUCCCCUUUUCUUUACUUAACGCCGUUGGUAUAUC
Messenger RNA from Hibiscus syriacus, 822 nucleotides. Its product is annotated as NDR1/HIN1-like protein 12. The coding region runs from base 72 to 701 and encodes 209 amino acids. The record is from RefSeq and is a predicted model, not a curated record. Lineage: Eukaryota; Viridiplantae; Streptophyta; Magnoliopsida; Malvales; Malvaceae. The transcript has a single exon. Gene Ontology annotation, biological process: defense response to other organism.